Messenger RNA from Sparassis crispa, 210 nucleotides. RefSeq lists its product as hypothetical. Bases 1 to 210 code for a protein of 69 amino acids. The record is from RefSeq and is a predicted model, not a curated record. Lineage: Eukaryota; Fungi; Basidiomycota; Agaricomycetes; Polyporales; Sparassidaceae. The transcript has a single exon.
AUGCACGAGUUAGCCCGACAACAGAUGGCGGACCGAGUCAGACAAGGAUCACCGAAGUUUACACUAGGACAGAAGGUCUGGCUAGACUCGAGGAACCUGAAGGUCAAUUACGCCUCGCGCAAGAUAGCACCAAAGCGUGAGGGGCCAUUCGAAAUUGUCGAAGUCAUCGGACCAGCCAACUAUCGUCUCAAACUCCCGAAGACCUGGUGA